This is a messenger RNA of Carassius auratus (goldfish), 7720 nucleotides long. Its product is annotated as phosphatidylinositol 4,5-bisphosphate 3-kinase catalytic subunit alpha isoform. Bases 446 to 3655 code for a protein of 1069 amino acids. Gene Ontology annotation, biological process: phosphatidylinositol 3-kinase/protein kinase B signal transduction; cell migration; phosphatidylinositol-mediated signaling. Gene Ontology annotation, molecular function: 1-phosphatidylinositol-4-phosphate 3-kinase activity; 1-phosphatidylinositol-3-kinase activity. Lineage: Eukaryota; Metazoa; Chordata; Actinopteri; Cypriniformes; Cyprinidae. The transcript is spliced from 22 exons. Gene Ontology annotation, cellular component: plasma membrane; cytoplasm; phosphatidylinositol 3-kinase complex, class IA. The record is from RefSeq and is a predicted model, not a curated record.
AGAAUCUGAUUGACGAUUCAGCAGCACGCGCAAAGAGAGGAUGUGCGAGCCAGUGACUUUAACGGUGUGUUAAGUUGUCAACUCGAGUUAUGAAUGCUUUGUGUGAAAACACUGCUCGCGAUCCUCCUCCGCCGCCGCUGCUGCUUCUGCUGUUGUGAUGAUGGAGAGGCGGUGCGUGUCAGAGCGGGGCGGCUAGAGGCCCAGCAAAGCCCCGCGCUGGAUUUACUACCCUGACCGAGCGACUGAACACCAACAGCGGAUUACCUCACAACAACUCAUCGUAUAAUUUAGUGGAUCUGACGAGAAGUUAUAAAGCAAACGGAUCAGAUGGAGGUCUGAGCUAUGAUGGACAUUUACUUUUACAAGUGCCCCUAACAUCACAAUAAGGAGAAACAGCGGUUGGAGAUUUUUCUUCCCCUAUUAAAGACUGUGAGGACUUCACAUCAUGCCUCCAAGACCCUCCUCGGGAGAACUAUGGGGCAUCCAUUUGAUGCCCCCCAGGAUUCUGGUGGACUGUCUACUGCCCAAUGGCAUGAUCCUGACACUAGAAUGCCUCCGGGAGGCCACUCUCAUCACAAUCAAACAUGAACUGUUUAAGGAGGCUAGGAAGUACCCCCUCCACCACCUGCUGCAGGAGGAGACCUCCUAUAUUUUCGUCAGUGUGACGCAAGAGGCAGAGCGUGAGGAGUUCUACGAUGAGACGAGAAGACUUUGCGACCUUCGGCUAUUCCAGCCCUUCCUAAAGGUCAUAGAACCUGUAGGGAACAGAGAGGAAAAAAUCCUCAACAGAGAAAUCGGUUUUGCCAUUGGCAUGCCGGUGUGCGAGUUUGAUUUAGUGAAGGAUCCUGAGGUGCAAGAUUUUAGGAGAAAUAUUCUUAAUGUCUGCAAAGACUCAGUAGAGCUGCGAGAUGCCAGUGGGCCACACAGUCGAGCGCUGUACGUUUACCCUCCGAACGUGGAGUCUUCACCAGAGCUUCCAAAGCAUAUAUAUGGCAAAUUAGACAAAGGUCAAAUCAUCGUGGUUAUCUGGGUGAUUGUUUCUCCCAACAACGACAAGCAGAAGUACACACUUAAGAUCAAUCACGACUGCGUACCUGAGCAGGUGAUCGCCGAAGCCAUCAGGAAGAAGACAAGGAGCAUGCUGCUGUCAGCCGAACAGCUAAAGAUGUGCGUGCAAGAAUAUCAGGGCAAAUACAUCCUGAAAGUCUGUGGCUGUGACGAGUAUCUGUUGGAAAAGUACCCCAUCAGUCAGUACAAGUAUGUACGGAGUUGCAUUAUGCUGGCUCGGUUGCCGAACCUCAUGCUUAUGUCCAAGGACAGCCUUUACUCUCAGCUGCCUAUGGAUAACUUCACCAUGCCCUCCUACGCCCGCCGGAUCUCCACCGCCACGCCUUACAUGAACGGAGAGGCCUCCACCAAAUCACUCUGGACCAUUAACAGUACUCUGAGGAUACGGGUCCUCUGCGCCACAUACGUUAAUGUGAAUAUUCGGGACAUUGACAAGAUUUAUGUGCGGACAGGGAUCUACCAUGGUGGAGAACAGUUGUGUGAUAACGUCAACACACAGCGCGUGCCGUGUUCAAACCCAAGGUGGAACGAGUGGCUGACCUAUGACAUGUACAUUCCCGACAUCCCCCGGGCGGCUCGCCUCUGUCUCUCCAUCUGCUCGGUGAAAGGAAGGAAGGGGGCAAAAGAGGAGCACUGUCCACUGGCUUGGGGAAAUGUCAACCUGUUUGACUAUACACACACACUGGUCUCAGGAAAGAUGGCACUGAACCUGUGGCCAGUACCACACGGCCUAGAAGACCUCCUCAACCCUAUUGGGGUCACGGGCUCCAACCCUAAUAAGGAAACCCCAUGUCUAGAGCUGGAGUUUGACCACUUCAGCUCACCAGUUAAGUACCCUGACAUGGCCACGAUUGAGGAUCACGCUAACUGGAUAAUAUCCAGGGAGAUGGGAUACAAUUACUGCCAGUCUGGACAGAGCAGCAGACUGGCCCGAGACCAUGCCAUGACGGAGGCAGAUAUAGAGCAACUUCGUCAGCUGAGCAACAGGGACCCACUUUCUGAGAUCACGGAGCAGGAAAAAGACUUCUUAUGGAGACACAGGCAGUAUUGUGUAAAUAUUCCAGAAAUCCUGCCAAAGAUUCUCCUGGCAGUGAAAUGGAAUUCCAGGGAUGAAGUUGCACAGAUGUAUUGUCUUCUUAAAGACUGGCCCGCAAUAAAGCCGGAACAAGCCAUGGAGUUGCUUGACUGUAACUAUCCUGAUCCAAUGAUCCGAGACUUUGCAGUCCGGUGCCUUGAGAAGUAUCUGACUGAUGACAAACUCUCGCAGUACCUCAUUCAGCUGGUCCAGGUUUUAAAGUAUGAGCAGUAUCUUGAUAAUCCACUGGUGCGAUUUCUGCUGAAAAAAGCUCUUACCAACCAGAGGAUUGGGCACUUCUUCUUUUGGCAUUUGAAGUCAGAAAUGCACAAUAAAACAGUAAGUCAACGGUUUGGUCUGCUGCUGGAGUCGUACUGUCGGGCAUGUGGCAUGUACCUGAAGCACCUGAGCAGACAGGUGGAAGCCAUGGAGAAGCUCAUCAACCUCACAGACAUUCUCAAACAGGAGAAGAAGGAUGAAACUCAGAAGGUGCAAAUGAAGUUCCUGGUAGAGCAGAUGAGGCGACCGGACUACAUGGAUGCACUCCAAAAUUUCACCUCUCCACUCAACCCUGCCCACCAGCUGGGUAACCUACGACUUGAAGACUGCAGAAUCAUGUCCUCUGCCAAGAGACCGCUCUGGCUGAACUGGGAAAAUCCUGACAUCAUGUCCGAACUUCUCUUCCAAAACAAUGAGAUCAUCUUCAAAAACGGGGAUGACCUGCGGCAAGACAUGUUGACCCUUCAGAUCAUCAGAAUAAUGGAGAACAUCUGGCAAAAUCAGGGGCUGGACUUGAGAAUGCUCCCCUAUGGCUGCUUGUCUAUUGGAGACUGCGUGGGUCUCAUCGAGGUAGUGAGAAGUUCCCACACCAUCAUGCAGAUUCAAUGUAAAGGAGGUCUAAAAGGGGCGCUGCAGUUUAACAGUACAACACUGCAUCAGUGGCUAAAGGACAAGAACAGGGGCGAGAUGUACGACAUGGCCAUCGACUUGUUUACACGAUCCUGCGCUGGCUAUUGUGUGGCCACUUUCAUUCUGGGCAUCGGUGACAGACACAACAGUAACAUCAUGGUGAAGGAUGAUGGGCAGCUGUUUCAUAUAGAUUUUGGUCACUUUUUGGACCACAAGAAGAAGAAGUUUGGUUAUAAGCGAGAGCGAGUGCCGUUCGUCUUAACUCAAGACUUCUUAAUUGUGAUCAGCAAAGGAGGAACCCAAGAGUGCACUAAAACCAGAGAGUUUGAGAGGUUCCAGGAGAUGUGCUACAAGGCUUACUUGGCUAUCAGACAGCAUGCCAACCUUUUCAUAAAUCUCUUCUCCAUGAUGCUGGGCUCAGGCAUGCCAGAGCUGCAGUCCUUUGAUGACAUCGCUUACAUCAGAAAGACCCUGGCGUUGGACAAAACUGAGCAGGAGGCCCUAGACUAUUUCAUGAAGCAAAUGAAUGACGCUCACCAUGGUGGAUGGACCACAAAGAUGGACUGGAUCUUUCACACCAUCCGACACCACGCCCAAAACUGAGCCCACACAGAUCCCAGCCCACUGGUGGAAUUUGGGGCCGGGUAACAGGCAGAAACAAGACCCUUUUUGUCGGACGCACUGCCUGAUUUAUGCCAUGGAGAAUCAUAGCACCCAAACCUCAUGUACAAAUGACCUUCAGAGCACUAAAACAACCUGGAAGGAUGUAAUUUUGUGUCCUCUUGUUUAUUUUUAUUUUCCCCAUGUGAGGCAUCUCUUGCCUAUCAUCGUCCGGAAUGGUUGUACGUUAUAGUUGUAGUUUUGUCCCGGUUUUUUUUUCUCUCACCACUUUGUGCUGCUCUUUUCCUGGAGAGUCAAUUCUUCUUCUUAUUAAUAUAUAUAUAUUUUUUUUUCAGUGGAAAACAAAUCAUUGAAGACAAAAAAAAAAGUUCUGCACUCUUCAGGAGCUUUUGUGGGGAUGUUCAUGUCUUCCUGUUUAAAACUACAAAUGCCUUCUAAUAUGCACGGAACCUCUGAGAACACUAGAAAAACAGGGUAUGAAGCUUUCUGGUCUGCUACCUGGCCUUUCCUCUCAAAACCAACACUAACCCUCCCGAAAGGCAGCCCGAGGCGUAGCAGUAUGAAUCUGAUGGUGCUGAUUUUCGAAAUUGCGCUCCUGUUCUUUGAGUUCUGUUGGUUUGUAAUAGAUGGAUGAUAAGGUUUCGUUCUCUUUUCUUCCUUAUAUGCACAGUGAGCUAAAAUGAUAGCCUGAAUACCUUAUUAUGCACUGGACGUGAAUAUUUUUAUUUCCUUUUUAUUGCGAACCCACGUUUUGGCCUCAGAGUAGCAAUACAUGGGUCUCGUACUCCUUAUACAAACGUUUCAGAGACAUCUGUAAUGACAUGGUUUGUGUUCUCAAUAUGCACUACACAAUAACAGCACAGGUUUCAUGACAGAAAUAACUAGAACUAUGAAUUAGGGUUACGUUAUUGGUAUUUUGAGGCCAGUACUGAUGGUGAUAAGUAAAUGAGUGCUGAUUUCUGUAAUUUUACUUUAAACACUAUUUACCCAGAAUAUUGAGUUUGAAGCAUUUAAGCAAUGUUCAUUUUUGACAAGGUUGGCAGUCAGUGGCCGAUAUAUAUCAGUUUAUCACUAAUCAGGACAUAGAGUUUCAUUUUUAUUCCUUACAGAUAAAUGAUGUUUUUUCCAGUUCCAGUGUGCAAAACAUCAUGGUAAUCCAGGUUAUCUGCUCUCUGUGUUUUCGUGGUUGUCCGGUGCGAUUGAGCUGGGUAGAUGAUAGAUUGUCCUACCAGAUGCCCUGGCAGCGUGCAGAUAUGAAGCCUUAAUGCCCUUGAAUAGUAUGAAUUGAUAUUCUUCUUCAUGUGCCCUUGCAUGCCACAGGAAAGCAAACACUUGCAUUGACGCAGAGCAGUUACGAAAGAACAAAAUAGCUUUUCUCUCCUUCAGUUGAGUAGCUGGAUCUCUGGCUACUUUAUUUCACUACGCUAAAGCUGUCAAGACCUUCUCUGUUCGCCUGACUCGUAGUUACGGUGUGAUGCAUUAAAGGGUUAGUCCGCCAAAAAAAUUAUUUAUUGUUAAGGUUGGUAACAAAACAGUUUCAGUUCAUAUUGAUUUUUUAUAGAAUGGGCAAAAAAUACGAUGAAAGUCAAGGGAAACUGAAACAGCAUUGUGCAAAAUAUCUUCUUUUGUUUGAAGAAAGUCAGUCACAUUUUGGGGUUGACUAUUUCUUUAAGAAAGAUGGUGCUAUGUAUUUAAACAUAGAUAGAUUCUAUAGACGAAAUGGAUGUUUUAGACGGUGAAAUGGCUUUUAGAUGCUUCAAAUAGAUGACAGUGGUAAAAUAUCAUUUACCGAUGACACUACAGUACAGUGCAUUAUAAUGACUACACAUACAUUUGCAUACACACAUGCGUGUAUAUAUAUGACACAUUCUGUUCCCCCUCAUUGUCUCUUUAUUUUUUCAUUAGUGCAGACAAUGUACAGUGAAUGUUUCGUGGUGCAGGAUGUCUUGAAUGUGGCGUUACAGGGCUGAGCAAACUAGAGAAAAAGAAAAUUAAGGUUGUUUUUUUUUAUUUGACAUUUUCAAAUGAACUUACUAAUGAAUACCCUUUUGAGUCAGGUUAAGUGCCUUGUUUAGGGCCGUAAUGGCAGUGUUACGCUCGAGCUGCUCGCUUCGCCCGUUGGAUUAGCAGCUUUCUGGAUCACUUUAACAGGUCCAAUCCAAACAAAUAAUCACACAUUUAAAGAGGAAGUUCACCCAAUAAAACAUUUACUCAACCUCAUGUCAUUCCAAACCUGUCUUUCUUUUUUCUGCAGAAAACUUAGAAGAUUUUUCGAAGAGCCCAAUCGACUUAUAUUGAAAAACAAACAUUUUUCUAAAUAGAUUACAUGUUUGGAGUGACAUGAGGUAGUUGUCUUUUUCUCAUUGGACACAGAUCCAGAUUUUCUCUUUCUAUCUCUCCUUGGCUCUUGUCGGUAAAUCCAAGCCCUUGUUGUGUUUUUGCAUUACUUUAAAGCUGUGAAAAUGUACAUUUACUAAUGAGGUGCAAUCGUGCUGUUUAAAUGGCUAUAUGGCUACUGGCAGGAAACUCCUGAGCACUAUUUUUCUCACCGUUUUAUGUACAUUGUGUUUUCCUCAAAAGGAAAGUUUGUGAUCAUACUUGCAAAACCACCUGAGAUAUUAGUGAUCAGAUGAAAAUCUGAUUGAUCUCCGUAGGAAAAACUGAAGGAAACAACACUUAUUUCCAUGUUACAGUCUGACGAGGUCUUUGCAGAGCUGAAAUUCGGUAACAUCUAACAAUGCAAUCAUUGUUUUUCUACUGUUUUUAAGUUUAAAAUGGUGUCCUAAUACUUCCUAUUGUAGUAUUCCACAUUUAUGCAUUUUUUUUUUUUUUGUAAACUUUGUAAUUCUUAUAUGCAGUAAACAAAUGAACAGAUAUAUACUUGUUGUCAGACUGAUGUAUGCAGGUGGUUCUUGCACUUUGUAUUCCUCUGUACUUUGUUCUUUCUUUCUUUGCCUUCGGACGCUUUAGUCUCCUGCAUGUGUUUUUAACCCUACGUGCUCAUUUACUGCCUAAAACUGAGAUCAGCUACGCUUGAGCUUAGUCAUGGCAAGCAGCCUUAUGUUAGCUCUCUUAAAGCCAUUUAAUGCAUGGUUCUGUUCACUACGUGUGCUUUUGUCUGUACAGGUUACAGAUCUACUUGGGCUGGACCCGCUAAAAAGCCCAUUCACUAAUGUCUAAUGUAAUCAGCAGCUUUCUAAUUUACUUUUUAAUCAUUUAAAUAACUUGGAAACAAACUAUUGAGAUGCAGGAAUUCUUGAACCUUUUGUAUGACAAAGGAAAAUGAGAAAAAAGGAGUUAAAUGACAAUAAGUUUCAUUUGUUGUACUUGAAAAUCAUCGGUCGGAACCAUCUUUGUGUGUCGACUACAAAGCCGUCAAUGUUACAUAGCACUGAAGGUUUACCUACAUAGGCAAUUUCAUACCGAUUGUGAAUGUUUCAGUGGUUUGUUCUGGAGUCUCUUCACAGUUAGAAACUCUAAUACACCAAUAAAAAGAGAGAUCCAUUACCAUUUAAAUUCAAAGUAUAAAUUUGUUUGCUAUUAUGUGAAGUCUAAAAGAUGGAGGAUAUAAAAAAAACCCUAUUUAAUGGAAGGUCAAAGCAAUUUUUUGUUGUUGUUUUUAAAAUGCUUUGAGUGGUUACAUUUCUCUCUGUGUAUCGCUGUUGCAUUUUACUCAUUUAUGUGUUAUGAUGUCAGAAAGAUAGUUUUCUUUACUAUCACUAUUAUACAAUUAUAUAUAGCAGGCCAAAUACAUUCUUUACCUCUUUACAACCUUGCAUGAGAUUUAAAAAAAAAUGGAAAAAAGAGAAGUUAAAAAAAGUUGCCCUAGUAUUUUUUUUUUUUUUUUUUUUUGUAAGAUCUAAAGGGUUUUUCGGCCUACGACUGCACCCAUCACAUCUAUAAACUGCCAUCAGUUACAAAGCCUCAUCUUCAUUUCUAUUCAGUUUCAUUGUGCACCUCAGUUCAAAAGUAGCUUUGUAUCCAGUCUGUCUUCAAUAUUUUGAGUGUUAUGUGACUAUGUACAAAUAAACGUAUUUCAAGAAAAUG